AACAAAGGCUAGGCGCGUGACUGCGUCGGUUGCUCCUUGGUUUCUCGCCACUGCGCACGCGCAGGUACGGACAGACUCACGGCGGUAGGGCGGUUGCGGCGAGAAAGAAGACGAAGAAGAGGAGGUGGUGGAGGAGAAAGAGGAGGAGGAGGAGGAGGCGACAUGAGCGUCAACUGGGGCGCGGAGCUGUGGGACCAGUUUGACAAUCUGGAGAAACACACCAGCUGGGGCAUCGACUUCCUGGAGAAGUACACCAAGUUUGUCAAAGAGCGAGCCGACAUCGAACUCAACUACGCCAAACAGAUGAGGAGCCUGUCAAAGAAGUAUCUUCCCAAGAGGAGCAGAGAAGAUGACAGCAGGUACACGUGGUGCGCCGCCUUCGGCGCCACCCUGGCCCAGCUGGCUGAGCUGGCGGCGCAGAGAGAGGAAGUGGCCGACAGGCUGGGCUCGCACGUCGCCACCGACCUCGGCAGGUUCACGCAGGAGCUCAAGGCCGAGAGGAAGUCGCAUUUCCAAGAUGGCCGCCGUGCCCAGCAGCACAUUGAAAAUUCCUGGAAGCAACUGGAGUCUGCCAAACGGCGUUUUGAGCGCGACAGCAAGGAGGCCGAGCGAGCGCGGCACACGUGCGACAGGAUGGACGACGACGUGGACGCCGAGAAGCGCUGCUCCCUGAAGGCCCGUCAGGCGGCGCAACAAAAGCAGCUAACGGCCCGAGAGUCCGAGAAGGAAUAUUUGAACGCUUUGAGCCAGUUUAACCGGGACCAGCACCAGCACUACCGCACCAUGGUUCCCGUCAUCUACCAGCGCAUCCAGGAAAUGGAGGAGCGGCGCAUCGAGCGCGUGGGCGCGGCCAUGCGCUCGUCGGCCGAGGCGGAGAAGAAAUCGCUUCCCGUUCUCAGCCGUUGUCUGGACGCCAUGAUGGAGGCCGCCCAGAGUAUCCACGCCCGCACGGACACGCUGGCGGUGGUGCACGCGUACAAGUCGGGCUUCGAGCCGCCGGGCGACGUGGACGUGGAGGAGCAUGCCGCCGCCGCCGCCAUGAGGCGGAGCGUGUCCGAGUCCAGCUACCUGGACGGCCACGUGGAGGGACGCAGGCGGGGCAGGAAGCUGUGGCCUUUCCUCCGCAGGAACAAGUUGCUGAAUCUGCUGCCGUCACCUCGCCAGCCCCCACCACCGCCGCCUGCAUCGCCUUCUCCGGGGGGCGGGGUCGGCAGCCCACAGUCCCCUCCCCCAGCCGCCAGGGAGCCCAUCGGGCGGCGCCUCAACGACCUCAUGACCUCCGGCUCCCGGAGCAGGAAGCAGUGCCUGCGCAACAUCAAGAGAGGACUGUCACUCAAGCUGGGCUCCUCCCCUGCGGACUGCAGCCACCUUCCCGUCGAGCAACGACGGAAUAAGCUUCAAAACCGAAUUCGCCGCAUCGGACAAGAGAUCCUGCGAGAGCGAGAGCAAAGGGAGGCGCUGGUGAAGAUGAAGGCGGUGUACAACCAGAACCCCACGCUGGGAGACGGCGCCGCCCUGGAGCCACGAUUGGACGAGGUCAGGCAGAGCCUGCACAGUCUGGAGGAGGAGCUUCGGAACAACCAGGCGUGGCUGGCGGAGGCCGAGCAGGGCCUGAGCGCGCGUCUCCCGCCUGACCCGACGUGCACACCGGGAACUGGGAAACGGAUGGAGGCCACCGGUCCGGACAGCAGAGAAAGUCCCGACGGCAGCUACACGGAAGAGCCCGGCGCCGAGCUCCACUUCUCCAAGUCCCGGAGCUCCGACUUUGACGACGACUUUGACGACGAGCCGCCGCCGCCCAGCAUCGGAACCUGCAAGUCGCUCUACCCGUUCCGAGGUCAAAACGAGGGCACGCUGUCCAUGGGUGAGGGGGAACUUUUGAGCGUGGUGGAGGAGGACAAAGGUGACGGGUGGACGCGCGUGCGCAGGAACGCGGAUGAAGAAGGAUACGUGCCCACCUCCUACAUCAAAGUCUUCAUUGAGGCCAAAGGCUUUGUGCAGGCGAGUCGUCUGGUGUGAGGAGACAGCAGAUGGCGGCGGCGACAUCCUUACGGUCACACCUUUGGUAACCAUGGUCACGGUGGUCUCCUUGGUAACUGCACUAAGCUAAAUUCUGUCUCAGUGCGAGUACACGCAGACGCCCACCCUUCAGUCAAGGAAAGUUUCAAAGUUGUGUUCGGGCUUUCCGUUUGGCGCCACUCGGGAUGGAAAACCUUCAAAUCAAAAAACUCCAUUUUGAAGUCGUAAUGUAGGAAGAGCUUAGUGUGUAAAAUUGGACUCCCGUGCAAGCCCACUGUCGUCGUCGUCGUGUCUUAUUUUCUACGUGGUUUUUUUUGGGGGGUUUUUCAACCCCUUCCUGUAUGUGCCCCGUUUCGAAGUAAAAUAACUCGACUCAGCCUGUGA
Syngnathus typhle (broad-nosed pipefish) is the source of this 2403-nucleotide messenger RNA. RefSeq names its product formin-binding protein 1-like. Lineage: Eukaryota; Metazoa; Chordata; Actinopteri; Syngnathiformes; Syngnathidae. The coding region runs from base 163 to 2019 and encodes 618 amino acids. The record is from RefSeq and is a predicted model, not a curated record. The transcript has 18 exons. Gene Ontology annotation, molecular function: protein binding. Gene Ontology annotation, biological process: signal transduction.